UCUGAUUGGCCGACAGUGAUGUGUCGUCAUCCAAUCACACCAUGUAGCCGUGUCUGCAUAGGCUAUCGUUGUGUUCAUAACAUCGGACCAGAGUGUUCUACAUCGAUAGUAUUAUUUUCUGUUAUCUUCUUAACUUUCACCAGUUUCCUACAUUUGAAGAAGAGCCAUCAUGGAGAAAGUGAUUUUAGUGACGGGUGCGAACAGUGGCAUCGGCCUAGCCCUGUGUGAGCGGCUGCUCUAUGAGGACAGUCAGCUGCAGCUGUGUCUGGCCUGCAGGAACAUGCAGAGGGCUGAGGCGGCCCGCUCCGCUCUGCUGACCUCUCACCCCGACGCCCAAAUAGACCUGCUGCACCUGGAUGUAGGCUCUGUCCGCUCGGUUCUCCAUGCCGCCCACAAGGUCAAGGCUAGGUACAACAGACUGGACUACCUAUACCUUAAUGCCGGGAUCAUGCCAAAUCCACAGAUUGACAUCAAAGCCUUUUUCAAGGGCCUAUUUUCUAGCAACGUCGUCAAAAUGUUUGCCACAGCAGAGGGCCUCCUGACCCAGCAGGACCGUGUCAACAAAGAUGGACUACAGGAAGUGUUCGCCACAAACCUGUUUGGACACUUUGUGCUGGUCAGGGAGCUAGACUCUAUCCUUUGCCAGUCUGGUCAGACCUCCCGGGUAGUGUGGACUUCGUCCAGCAAUGCCAGACGCUCGGCCUUCAGUCUAGACGAUGUCCAGCACAGACUGGGGACCGAGCCCUACGCGUCCUCCAAGUAUGCCUCCGACCUCAUCAGCCUUGCCCUCAACAGACACAACAACAGCCAGGGGCUGUAUUCAUCAGUGAUUUGUCCAGGGCUGGUGAUGACCAAUCUUACCUAUGGCAUCCUCCCCUCCUUCUUCUGGACCCUCAUCAUGCCCAUCAUGUAUCUUAUACGAAUCUUCACCAACACGUUCACACUGACACCGCACAAUGGAGCUGGAGCAUUGCACUCGCUGUUUCUGAAAAAAACUGAGUCCCUGGAUCCGAGGGCAAAGUAUCACAGUUUGACGUCAGGCAUCGGGAGCAACUACACGCAGCCUCGACAAAUGGACAUUGAUGACGACAUGUCAGAGGCCCUUUAUGUGAAACUGCUGGAAAUGGAAAAAUCUGCUCGUAAGAGAUUGAAAGAAGAGGAUGACAAUAAACAAGCCUACAAAAAGUACCUCAACCAGACAGAGUAGUAUUUUGUAUGGCUAUUCUCCUUUACUAACUAGUUUAGGCCUAAUCAUACAACUUUUAUUCUAUAGCAUAUAAUAUAUAAUUUUGUUACGUUUAAAAAAAUCUCAGCAAUCUACACCAUAAUGACAAAGUGAAAACAGAUUUUUUGCAAAUGUAUAAAAAAAUUAAAACGAAUAACUUAUUUACAUAAGUAUUCAGACCCUUUGCUAUGUGACUCAAAAUUGAGCUCCAGUGCAUCCUGUUUCCAUUGAUCAUCCUUGAGAUUUUAUAACUUGAUUGGAGUCUGCCUGUGGUAAAUUAAAUUGAUUGGUCUUGAUUUGGAAAGGCAAACACCUGUCUAUAUAAGGUCCCACAGUUGACAGUGCAUGUCAGAGCAAAAACCAAGCCACAAGAUUAAAGGAAUUGUCUGUAGAGCUCCGAGACAGGAUUGUGUCAAGGCACAGAUCUGGGGAAGGGUACCAAAACAUUUCUGCAGCAUUGAAGGUCCCCAAGAACACAGUGGCCUCCAUCAUUCUUAAAUAGAAAAAGUUUGAAACCACCAAGACUCUUCCUAGAGCUGGCUGCCCGGCCAAACUGAGCAAUAGGGGGAGAAUGGCCUUGGUCAGGGAGGUGACCAAGAACCUGAUGCUCACUCUGACAGAGCUCCAGAGUUCGUCUGUGGAGAUGGGAGAAACUUCCAGAAGGACAACCAUCUAUGCAGCACUCCACCAAUCAGGCCUUGAUGGUAGAGUGCCCAGACGGAAGCCACUCCUCAGUAAAAGGCACAUGACAGCCUGCUUUGAGUUUGCCAAAUGUCACCUAAAGACUCUCAGAACAUGAGAAACAUGAUUCUCUGGUCUGAUGAAACUAAAAUUGAACUCUUUGGCCUGAAUGCCAAGCGUUAUGUCUGGAUGAACCCGAUCGAAUAUCUCUGGAGAGACCUGAAAAUAGACGUGCAGCAAUGCUCCCCAUCCAACUUGACAGAGCUUGAGAGGAUCUGAACAGAAGAAUUGUAGAAACUCCCCAAAUACAGAUGUGCAAAGCUUGUAGCGUCAUACCCAAGAAGACUCGAGGCUGUAAUUUCUGCCAAAGGUGCAUCAACAAAGUACUGACUAAAGGGUCUGAAUACUUAUGUAAAUAUGAUAUUUUAAUUAGCAAAAAAAAUCUAAAAACCUGUUUUUGCUUGGUGAUUAUGGGGAAUUGUGUGUAGAUUGAGGGUAAUUUUUUAAAAAAAAUCAAUUUUAGAAUAAGGCUGUAACCCGAACAAAAUGUGGAAAAAGUCGAGGGGUCUGAAUACUUUCCGAAAGCAAUGUAUAUAAACGAAACUGUUUUAUUCAGUGUGUUUUACUCCGUGUGAAUGAAGAGAUGGUAUUCUCUGUAUAAGUUGACCAUAGCCAUGAGGGACUAGUAGUGGUUUGAAUAAUGUCUCUCUAUUUGAGUGAAUACUCUAUAGAAUCAUCUGUUUGCAUUGACUUUUUAUCAGCCACCAUUUUCAAUAGCCUCCCUAGUUGAGUAGAGGUUUCCCCAUUUUCAAGCACUUCAUAAUUUGAUCUUGGUUAGUGUACGCUAGCUAGGCUACAUGAGUGCUGUUCCUUUUGUGACUAUGACAGGAACAUGUACAGUAGGCACUCAAGUAGAUUAAAAUAUGGUUGAAAGAAUAUAUUAAAACAGAGACUGCAACUUGAAUACUGAAAUCCACUGAAAAUACUGGAACACUAAAAGCAAAUGCUAAAACUGAAACUGAUACACCUGAAAUGGUUCAUGGACAUUUGUUAAUGUCUCAGAAACAAGCCUGUACAUUCCUGCUGCUAACUCAAGGAGCUAAAUGUGGUAAACUGUCAAGAGCGUUUGUGAAUUAUCAAGCACAAAUAGCAAUAACUGACCAGAACUAGGCAAAGCACUCCUUUGUGUUUGCUUGGUAAGAUGAAGAGUUGUGAGCCAUUGAACUUUUAUUGAAAUGAAAGAUUUCUUUGCAUUUAUGUGUAGCUUGUUUGAAUGAAAAGUUGAUUUGACGCCACCACUCUUCAAGCUAAUGUUGACUUUGGUUCAAUUUCUGACGUGUUCUUAUCUGCAGUGCCUUUAGAAACUUUUUCCACAUUUUGUUGUGUUGUAGACUGAAUUUAAAAAUGACUAAAUUGAGAGAGUGUCACACAAUACCCUAUAAUGUCAAAGUGGAAUUAUGUUUAUAGAAAUGUUUACAAAUGAAUAAAAAAUGAAAAGCUGGAGUCAGUAAGUAUUCAACCCCUUUGUUAUGGCAAGCCUAAAUAUGUUUGGAGUAAGAUCUUGCUUUAGAAGUCACUUAAUAAGUUGCAUAUGUGCAAUAAUAGUGUUGAACAUUUAUUUUUAUUUUUAUGAAUAUCUCAUCUCUGUACAUUCAGUCGAGCAGUGAAUUUCAAACAGAUUGAACCACAAAGACCAGGGAGGUUUUUGAAUGCCUCGCAAAGAAGGGCACCUAUUGGUAGAUGGGUACAAAAUCAGACAUUGCAUAUCCCUUUGAGCAUGGUGAAGUUGUUAAUUACACUUUGGAUGGUGUAUCAAUACACCCAGUCACUACAAAUAAUGUUUAUUUUUUUUUAUUAUUUUUUUUCUCUCCCCAAUUUGUAGUUGUAUGUAGUCUUGUCCCAUCGCUGCAACUCCCAUACGGACUAGGGAGAGGUGAAGGUUGAGGGCCGUCUGUCCUCCGAAACACGACCCCGCUUCUUGACACAAUACCUGCUUAUCCCAGAAGCCAGCCACACCAAUGUGUCGGAGAAAACACCAUACACCUGGCGACCGUGUCAGCGUGCAUGCACCCUGCCCACCACAGGAGUCGCUAAUGAGACAAGGACAUCCCUCCCGGGAUGGCUGUGAUAGGAUAAAACUGACGAUGGAUCAGCAACAUUGUAGUUACUCAACAAUAAUAAUCUAAUUGACAGAAUGAAAAAUAUUCCAAAACAUGCAUCCUGUUUGCAACAGGGCAUUAAAGUAGUACUGCAAAAAAUGUGUCAAAGCAAUUAACUCUUUGUCCUGAACAUAAAGUGUUGUAUUGGAUUUGCACCAAACACAACACAUUACUGAGUACCACUCAACAUUUUCAAUCAUAAUGGUGGCUGAUUAUGUCAUGGGUAUUCUUGUAAUUGUUAAGGACUGGGGAGUUUUUCAGGAUAAAACAUCAACGGAAUGGAUCUAAGCACAGGCAAAAUUCUGGAGGAAAACCUGGUUCUGCCUGCUUUCCACCAGACAAUGGGAGAUGAAUUUUCCUUUCAGCAGGACAAUAACCUAACACUUAAGGCCAAAUCUACACCAGAGUUGCUUACCAAGAAGACAGUGAAUCUUUGAGUGGCUGAGUAACAGUUUUGACAUAACUGUCAAAUCUAUGGCAAGAUUUGUACUUGAAAAUCUAUGGCAAGACCUGAAAAUGGUUGUCUAGCAAUGAUUAACAACCAACUUGACAGAGCGUGAAGAAUGUUGAAACUAUUAUAAUGGCCAAAUGUUGCACAAACCAGGUGUGGAAAGUGCUUACCCAGAAAUAAUCACAGCAGUCAUCGCUGCCAAAGGUGUUUCUACAAAGUAUUGACUCGGAUGUGAAUACUUAUGUAAAUGAGAUAUUUCUGUAUUUAAUUUUCAAGAAAUGUGCAAAAACAAAUCUAAAAACAUGGUUUCACUUUGUCAUUAUAGGGUAUUGUGUGUAGUAGAUGUGUGAGAGAAAACCAAAACUAUUUCAUCCAUUUUUAUUCAGGCUGUAACACAACAAAAUGUGGAAUAAGUCAAGAGUUUGAAUACUUUCUGAAGGCACAGUAUGUAGUCAAAAGUCUAAUCAUUGCCAAUUUUAUUUCAGUCUAAAAUCAACAUUUCCCAAUUAGAAUGUGUUCAAAUGGAUAUUUCAUUGGCUGAAUUGUUCAACAACAGGGCAACAGCAGAUGGUCUUGUCUGUAUUGCAGAGCAUGUGAGCUGUGUAGGCCCAGUUUACUGGUGUAACAAAGACACCCGCCCUGUUUUUACCUGAUACCUGUAUCAUGUUACACACACACACAGCCUUACAAACCAUGAUUAGGGUUAUUUGGGUGGUGUGGUUUGCCUUAGGCCCACACCAAUUAUCUCUAUCUUAUGUGUUCCUUUUGUUAUGUCACUUCAUUCAUAAAAGAUGAUGUGGUGAUGGAUAGUGUCACUCACACCAAAUGCAACAGUAUUUUGAACAAUGAGGCUAAUAUAGGAGUAAUAUCCCACUACUAAAAUGGGUCUCAGGUCAAAUGUGAGUCAUAUUGUACUGUAGGUCUAAAGAGAAAUACAGUAGCACAUAGGAUAUAAUGCCAGUUCCAACAUGACAUGGAUACUUCCAAGUUUAUUGGUGCAAGAUGCUUAUAAUGUCACCGUUAUCGUACAUGGCACACAUUUCACUGACACCACUUUAGGGCGUUAUGAGGAGAGGCAUUUGCUUGCCAAAUUGCUUUGUCACAGUUGAGUCAUGUGAGUGUCUUGCACAUGCAUUAAAACUCUGUCGUAGACUUAUGUACAAACAAAUAAUAUGAUUCCUUCUACAGGGGCUAAACUAUUACAAGGAUAUUGUAUUCAUAGAAUAGAAUAUUAUAAAAGCUAAAUUAACAUGGCAUCCAAUAUGUGACCUUGUCGCCAACAGCUGUGUUUGGCUGGAUGGUUGAGUUCCCAAACUUCCCACUGAUAGGUUACAGAGAAGUGACUAGUCAGAUCAAAUCAACUCAAAUUGUAUUGGUCACACACAUAUUUAGCAGAUGCUAUUGCGGGUGUAGUGAAAUGCUUGUAAAUAGACAGCUGCAUGACACUACCAGCUGUUCACAACAUUUCCCUGCCUGCCCUCUACACACACGUUUGUUUUCUGCCUUUUAUAAACCUACAAAUCCUCCUUAAUCUUCAGAACACACAGAGAGAGCUGCUGAAUAUUGGGAUUUGGAAAUGCUUCACUUGGAAAAAGGUCCCCUCUUCCCCUCACUGUCUACAUUUCCUGAAAAGCAUUAACUGCAUAUUGGAUAUUUAUUAUUCCUUUCUAAACAAUAAGGCAAUAAAGGUUUUUAUUGGUCA
Oncorhynchus kisutch (coho salmon) is the source of this 6218-nucleotide messenger RNA. Its product is annotated as hydroxysteroid (17-beta) dehydrogenase 7. Gene Ontology annotation, biological process: cholesterol biosynthetic process. Gene Ontology annotation, cellular component: endoplasmic reticulum membrane. The record is from RefSeq and is a predicted model, not a curated record. The coding region runs from base 170 to 1207 and encodes 345 amino acids. The transcript has 9 exons. Lineage: Eukaryota; Metazoa; Chordata; Actinopteri; Salmoniformes; Salmonidae. Gene Ontology annotation, molecular function: 5-alpha-androstane-3-beta,17-beta-diol dehydrogenase (NADP+) activity; 3-beta-hydroxysteroid 3-dehydrogenase (NADP+) activity; estradiol 17-beta-dehydrogenase [NAD(P)+] activity.